AUGGCGGUGCAGGCAGCAGAAAACGACGCGAUUGUAGUGGAGGACGAGCAGCUUAAUGACUCAUUGGGGAGCGUCGGCCUCAUCUCACCUGACAAGGAGGAUUUAGCACGGCUUCUGACAGUACCCUUCAGUGGACGCAUACGAGGCGGCAUGAGGCCCGGCAAGAAGAUCAUAGUGAUGGGCAUUGUGGACUUGGAGCCAGACAGUUUUGAUGUGAGCCUGACCUGCGGCCGGGACAAGGACAAGGAGGAGGUGGCCUACGACGUGGCCCUAAAACUCACCGCCCGCUUCUCAGACCGUCAGUUCCUGCGAAGCGCCCGUGUGGCCGGCAAGUGGACAGAGGCAGAGGCCUCCACCGCCUACUUUCCCUUCAUCCCAGAUCAGCCUUUCAGGGUGGAGAUCCACUGCGAGCACCAGAGGUUCCGGAUAUUCGUGGACGGACACCAGCUCUUUGACUUUUACCACAAAGUAAAAUUUUUGGCCUCCAUCGACACGGUACGGAUAGACGGAGACCUACAGAUCACCAAACUGGGCUAA
Molecule: messenger RNA, 537 nt
Organism: Nerophis lumbriciformis (worm pipefish)
Lineage: Eukaryota; Metazoa; Chordata; Actinopteri; Syngnathiformes; Syngnathidae
Source: RefSeq, a predicted model, not a curated record